Molecule: messenger RNA, 1821 nt
Organism: Candida albicans SC5314
Lineage: Eukaryota; Fungi; Ascomycota; Pichiomycetes; Serinales; Debaryomycetaceae
Product: signal recognition particle subunit
Exons: 1
Coding region: 1-1821 (606 amino acids)
Biological process (GO): SRP-dependent cotranslational protein targeting to membrane
Cellular component (GO): signal recognition particle, endoplasmic reticulum targeting
Molecular function (GO): 7S RNA binding; signal recognition particle binding; endoplasmic reticulum signal sequence receptor activity
Source: RefSeq, a predicted model, not a curated record
AUGGAAUCACCAUUAGCUACUACAUUAGGUACUCGAAUGAGUGCUUAUUUAAUCACAUCAAAUGAUUUCAAAAAACAACGACAAAAAAUCAAUAAACAAAUCAAAAAUUUACGUCAUGAAUUGAAUUUAAUUAAUCAUGAUAGUAAAAAAUAUAAAGUUGUCAAAUUCACUAAAGAUCAAUAUCAAUCAAAUAAAAAUUAUGGAUUAAUUUAUUUAUUAUUAGCAGAAAGAGAUUUUUUGUAUGGAUUAGAAAUGAAAAAUAUUUUAGAAAUUGAUGAUAUUAAACUGAAACUGAAACUGAAACUGAACCUGAACCUGAAACUACACAAGAAUUAUAAAAAAUUAUUAAUUACGAAAUUUAAACGAUCAUUGAUACAUGCUAAAGAAUUAUUAGAUUUAACUAAUGAGGAAUCAAUUAAUGAUAUUAAAGUAGAAUUAUUUGUUUAUACGGCAUUAAUUAUUGGUCAAUUAUCAAUUGUUAAAAAAAAUUGGGAAAAAACCCUUCAUGCUUUUUCAAUAGCUAAAUGUGGUUUAGAUUAUUUAUACAACACACAUAACAAUAAUAAUAAUAAUAAUAAUAAUAAUGGUGAAGAUGAAAACAAUGAUGAUGAUGAAGAAGAAGCUGAUUCAUUUAACAAAACAUUAUUUAAUGAAUUAAUUGAAACAUUAGUUGAUCCAUCAUUAAAUUUGGCUAUUUCACAAUUGGAAAUUCAUUCAACUACUGAUUUGAAAUCAAUUGCUCGUAAACAUUGUCAUGAUAAUGAAGUACCUUAUUUGACACCAGUUUUGAAUUUAAUUGAUAGUAAAUAUACUACUACUGCUGAGAAUAUUGCUAAUGAAGAUAAUUUUGAAAUUUCUAAACAAGUCAAUUGGAGAGAUCAUUCAGCAUAUAUUUAUAAUGAUGAAGUGGCAUUAAAAAUUUCUUAUUUGAAUAAUAAUAUUCAUUGGGAUAAAUCUAAUGAUAUUAAUCAAUUUGACUCAAUUAUUACUCAAUGGAAUGAAAUUUUAUCAUUGCAUAAAUCCGACACAGAAAGAAAUCAAGAUGAUGAUGAUUUAGAACAAGUACAAAAUCGUGCCAUCUUAUUGACGUAUAUUAAUUAUAAUUUAUUAUUUACCACCUUGAAAAGAGAUUUAUUAUUGAUUGGACAAUUAGCCAAAAUUGAUGAUAAUAAAGAUAUCAUUAGAUUAUUCAAUGGGAUUCUUGUUAUUGUUCAAAAUUUAAAAGAUUUACCAGGGGUUUAUAAUGAUGAAGAUUUAUAUGAUUCAUUAGAUAAUUUAGAAAAAUUUUUCAUUGCUCAAAAAAAUCAAGUAAUUGCUGAAUCUUAUCAAUUUAAUAGUCAAUUUGCUGAACUGUUGAAAAUUUAUCAAUUUAUUAAUCAAGAAAUUUCCAAUGCAACAACAACAACAAAACAAGGAUCAUCAUCUUUUUAUAAAACUGAUUUCCCAUUUAAUAUUAGUACAAAUGAACAAAUUGCUAUUUUCAAAAAUGAUAUCACCAAGAAAAUAUUACAAAAUCAAAUUAGUGCUCAAUUUGAACAAUCUAAAGUGAUAUCAAGUUCACCAUAUACUAUUGAAAAUUUGAAUAAAUAUCCUAAAGGAUUGACAACUAUUAUAAAUUUAAACAAAAUUGAACCAAUGAUGUGUAAACCAGUAUUAUUUGAUGUUGCCUUUAAUUAUAUUUCAUAUGAUUCAACCAAACAAACCACCACCAAUACCGCUACUACCACUCCAGUGGAAACUUCGUCCCCUGAUGUUGAUGAAACAAUUGAUAAUGAAAAUUCCAAAAAACGGGGAUUCUUCGGUAUAUUUGGACGUCGUUAG